AUGCUCCCAGGCAAAAGGACGCAGAUGGACAGCCUGGUGCAGCCGCUCGUGGCCCAGUACCUCGCCAUGGGAUGUCAGACCAAGGAGAACGGCCCCAACCACAACACCACCACCGCGACUGAGGGCAAGGAUGACGCGAAAGUGGCUCCAGGAUGCGGGUCCAAGACUAGAGUUUCUCCCCCUGGAAGAACUCACCGCUUCCACAGGCACAGUCCGGCUCAGAACGCGCCCAGCAAACCCAACAUGCCUCUGGGUCACCUCACAAAGGGAGGCAGCUGGGACGAGAUCAUCCAGGCCUGUCUCCAGUCCUUUGACUCCAAUGGACUGACGGGAAGCAGCCAUCUGUUGAACAUCACGCUGACCAUGCACCGGCUCCUCAUGUCUCCCAAUGACCUUCUGGACAAACUCAUCUCUCUCUUUAAAACGGCCGUGGACAAUGAAGAACCAGCAGAGUGCAAGAAGAUCUGCUUCCUCAUCAGAUAUUGGAUCCAGGAGUUCUGGAUGAUGUUCCGCCUCCACCCCAGCCUGACCGACAGCUUGGACCAGUUUCGGGAGCUGAUCCGCGAGCAGGGCCAGGAAAGUCUCUGCUCGCUUCUCGAGACCAAAUGGAUAAAUGAGAGGGAUUGGUCGUGGAAGGCAAGCACAAAAAUCAAAGCCAACAGCAGUAAAAAGAGGAAGGUGUCGCUGCUCUUCGAUCACCUGGAGCCUGACGAGUUGGCCGAGCACCUCACCUACCUGGAGUUUAAAUCCUUUUGCAGAAUAUCGUUUAUGGACUACCAGAGCUACAUCCGGAAGUGCUGCCUGAAGGAGAUCCCCGUGAUGGAGCGCUCCAUCGCUCUGUGUAACGGAGUGUCCCAGUGGGUGCAGCUGAUGGUGCUGAGCCGGCCCACGGCACAGCUGCGCGCCGAGGUCUUCACCAAGUUCAUCCACGUGGCUCAGAGUCUCCAUGUCAUGCACAACUUCAACACACUAAUGGCUGUGGUGGGAGGCCUGUGCCACAGCUCCAUCUCCAGACUGAAGGACACCACCUCUCACGUCCCCAGUGAAGUCACCAAGGUACUCAACGAGAUGACCGACCUCCUCUCCUCGCGCCGCAACUACGACAACUACCGGCAGACUUACCACCGAGUCACCGGCUUCAAAAUCCCCAUCCUGGGCGUCCACCUCAAAGACCUGAUCUCGGUGAACGAGGCCAUGUCGGACUACGUGGAGGACGACAAGAUCAACGUCCAGAAGCUCCAAGCCCUCUACAACCACAUCAACGAGCUCAUCCACCUCCAGCAGACCCCCCCCAAGCUGGACGCUAACAAAGACCUUGUGCAUCUGCUGACCCUGUCGUUGGACCUGUACUACACCGAAGAUGAGAUUUAUGAGCUGUCGUACACGAGAGAGCCCAAGAACUGUAAAGCACCGCCCGCCACUCCCUCCAGACCUCCCGUGAUGGUGGUGGACUGGGCUUCCGGAGCGGCCCCCAAACCAGACCCCAGGACCAUCAGCAAGCAUGUGCAGAGGAUGGUUGACUCUGUGUUUAAAAACUACGAUCACGACGAGAACGGCUUCAUCUCUCAAGGGGAUUUUGAGAAAAUUGCUGCGAGCUUUCCAUUUUCCUUCUGUGUCAUGGACAAAGAGAAGGGAGGAAUGGUCAAUAGGGAGGAGAUUACUGCGUAUUUCCUGAGAGCCAGUGUCAUCUGCUCCAAACUGGGCCUCGGCUUUGUUCACAAUUUUCAAGAGACCACGUAUAUGAAGCCUACAUUCUGUGACAAUUGCUCAGGAUUUUUGUGGGGCGUCAUAAAACAAGGCUACAGAUGCAGAGAUUGUGGGAUGAAUUGCCACAAGCUCUGCAAGGACCAGGUGGCGUUCGAAUGCAAGAAAAACACCAAAGUCUCCAGCGCUAUUGACAGUCCCACUUUCAGCACUACGUCUGUCACCACGGGGACUUCAGAGGGUUCAGAGGACUGUCCGUUCCCGUACCCGGAGGAGAUCAAAUACUGGAGCCCGUCGUCGCCUAUGGCUCCUCCGGUCCGACUCCAGAGGGUGCACAGUGGGACCCAGACCGACCUGACCCCCCUCACCCCCCUCACUCCCCUCACCCCCCUCACUCACCUCACCCCACUCACUCCCCUCACCCCCCUCACCUCUCCAGUGCAUGAAGCCGCCCUGCUGCUGCCCUCCACAGCCCCCGCCCUGGGCUCCUGUCCCAGCCCACUGCCCCAGAGGAAACAGAGGCACUGUGCAAAGUGGGAGAACCGCGCAUCGAUGCACAAGACGACCGACUCCGACGAGGAGAGCAGACCCUCGUAUGAAACACUGGAAGGAGAGAAUCAGCGGCUGAAGAAAGUCAACGAGAGUCUGAGGCGAAAGCUGAAGGAGGCGGAGAGAGAGGUGGACAUCCUGAAGACACUGCUGAAGAGACACGCCCUGCACCCGGUGGAAGAGGACUCCUCUUCAUAA
Knipowitschia caucasica is the source of this 2451-nucleotide messenger RNA. Lineage: Eukaryota; Metazoa; Chordata; Actinopteri; Gobiiformes; Gobiidae. The record is from the annotation of a GenBank genome assembly.